Juglans microcarpa x Juglans regia is the source of this 1002-nucleotide messenger RNA. RefSeq lists its product as uncharacterized. The record is from RefSeq and is a predicted model, not a curated record. Lineage: Eukaryota; Viridiplantae; Streptophyta; Magnoliopsida; Fagales; Juglandaceae. Bases 1 to 1002 code for a protein of 333 amino acids. The transcript has a single exon.
AUGUCCAAGGCGUAUGACAGAGUGGAUUGGAACUUCCUUCUCCAUGUUUUAGAUGCGUUUGAUUUUUCUGCUAAUGUCUGUGAGUUAAUUAAGUCUUGCAUCUCUUCACCGUGGUUCUCUAUUAUGAUGAAUGGCACACCAUUGGGUUUCUUUAAAGGAGAAUGUGGUCUGAGACAAUGUGACCCUCUUUCGCCUUAUUUAUUCAUUGUUAUGCGAGAAGUUCUCUCUUGUCUUAUUAAACAGUCUUGUGAUAAUAAUAAGAUUGGUCAGUUCACUCAGGCUAGAGGUACUCCCCUGGUAUCCCAUCUUAUGUAUGCUGAUGAUAUUGUUAUUUUUGCUAAUGGUGGCAAGAGGUCUAUGAGAUCUUUGAUGCAGGUUUUGAAAUGUUAUGAAGGUUGGUCGGGUCAAAUGCUCAAUAAAGAUAAGAGUGCCAUUUAUUUUUCUAAAAGUAUCUCGCUUUCUAGGAAGGGAAACAUUAUUCUUACUACUGGUUUUUCUGAAGGGGGCUUUCCUUUCAAAUACUUGGGCGUGCCGAUUGUUGUUGGUAGACUUAAGGUUUGUGAUUUUGGUGAUUUAUUGGGCAAAGUUAAAAAGAAAAUUGCGGGUUGGAAGAUGAAAUUUCUUUCUGCGGGUGGUAGAACUAUUCUCCUGAGUCAUGUUUUGUCUAGUAUGGCUACACACCUCUUAGUUGUUUUACAUGUUCCUACUGUUGUGAUUAAGUCGCUAAACAGGCUUUUGAGUUCCUUCUUUUGGGGUGAAUCUGAUGGUAAAGAUAGGCGAAAGUGGGUGGCUUGGAAGGAAAUUUGCAGACCUAUAGAUGAGGGAGGUUUGGGGAUUCGGGAUUUCAGGGAUAUUCAAAGGGCACUCCAUAUGAAACUUGCUUGGCGGUUAAUCUCGGGUCAGUCUUUAUGGGCGGAGUUCUUUAAAGGCAAGUACGUCAGGGGAAACCAUUAUCUCUUCUGGCUCCUAAUAAGGGGACGAGAUUCUGGAAGUCUAUUGUGA